AUGGACGAGCAUUCAGUCACCGCACCAGGGCGAGUGCCACUAAUUGACCCUUGUACCAUCGGCUUCCCAGAUCGCACCACAACUAUUGCAUUGCUAGAUAGUUUUCUGAGCUCAGUGCACACUAUUUUCACUUCCGUGCACGCGAAUCUCUGCCGUCAAUUCUACGCGAAGCUCUUCGUGACAGGCGUAACUGCCAUCAGCGAUGGUAAUCGAGUAACCCAUCUUGCGAUUCUUGCUCUCGGCUGGCAUGCAAGCAUGGUGGCGAGUCCGUUGACCGCGCCAUUCCCCGGACACCCACAACCACAACUGCCUUGGGCAGACUCAUCUAAGCCUAUGUUGGGAGAACAUUUGUACAAGUCUGCCCAUGAUAUUACAUUUGGCACUAUAUCACAGUCGUCCAUCGGUGCUCUGACAUCUUUGAUAUCCUUGACACUUUAUGAGCAAACGACCCGACGUUUUGAAACCGCCUGGGCAAUUUUUGGAAUAUGCAUGCGACACGCGCAGGCUCUGCGAUUGCAUCGGGAACUACCUGAUUAG
This is a messenger RNA of Exophiala aquamarina CBS 119918, 537 nucleotides long. RefSeq lists its product as uncharacterized. Gene Ontology annotation, cellular component: nucleus. The coding region runs from base 1 to 537 and encodes 178 amino acids. The record is from RefSeq and is a predicted model, not a curated record. NCBI's taxonomy places the organism in Eukaryota, Fungi, Ascomycota, Eurotiomycetes, Chaetothyriales, Herpotrichiellaceae. The transcript is spliced from 3 exons. Gene Ontology annotation, biological process: DNA-templated transcription. Gene Ontology annotation, molecular function: zinc ion binding; DNA binding.